This is a messenger RNA of Pyricularia pennisetigena, 3102 nucleotides long. RefSeq lists its product as uncharacterized. The transcript is spliced from 3 exons. Lineage: Eukaryota; Fungi; Ascomycota; Sordariomycetes; Magnaporthales; Pyriculariaceae. The coding region runs from base 1 to 3102 and encodes 1033 amino acids. The record is from RefSeq and is a predicted model, not a curated record.
AUGGACGGCAAAAACCGCUUCGUCCCCUCCCUGCUGGACGAUACGGGCUACGAUCAUUGCCAGGCCCCAGCCGGCGCCGCUCGGGCUCUAUCGCCGGCUCCUAGUGGCCGCUUCAGCUUACGCCGGGUUUCGCUCUUACCGUCUUCAUCCUCGUCUUCUUCGGUGGCGUCGAGUACUUGUGCCUCGACAUAUGGCUCAAAAGUUACCAGCUUGAGCCCAGAGAACUCAUGCGUGUCCCGUGAUACUUCAGAUGGAGAUUGUGGCAGAUAUAGGUUCAUUGCUUGGGCGGCCGUCAAACGUAAUGCUUGUCAAGGCAUGACACCAAGCGAGAGACUCGAGUGCCCGCUGCUGCGAUGUCGUCGGCGAUGCGAGAGUCACGAGGAAAUGCUCAGACAUCUCGCAGGAUGUGAUCAGCUUGGAACUUGCGAAUAUUGGUGCUACAGUCACAUGCGCGUUGAGAGGUUUGAUGAUAAAAAGUGCCAGCGGUGUUUGACUCAAAAAUCCAAACGUCGCCGCAUGCUAUGCAGGGCUAAGAACUUCUUCUCAUCACUGGGCCACAAGGGAAGGAAGAACGGCGCGACCGGCCUUCCCACUGGCUUUGGCGAUGAUGACGAUCAGUCCCUCAUGUUUCCAGUGGCUCCCCCGAGAUACGACAUGCUGGAGGCAGACCAGACCUAUGGUUACGAGCUCUCAGGAAACGCCAUCGUCGAAAUAGAUUCGACAGAGGUGGCACCUCCGCUGCCACCAUCCCCGACAACUCCUGCCGUCGUCGACCCCCAGGUCCUUUUGCUUCCAGAAGUUGACACUAGGAUGUUGGUCGCCCCCGAUCCAUCGAUGCAAUGGCAACAUGACAUUUCGUGUGCAUCUCAGCCGAUUUUUGCCGAGCAGGUUCCGUCGCCUGAGGAGCGUCCGCCACUAGAGGUCAACACGUCUGGUAUUGAGCAAUAUCUUCAGUCAAUCGGGUUCCGGUCCAAACCCAGACCCAGUCAGGUGCCUGCGAGUAGAAGCAAGGACCUUUCGCCAAGCUCUUCUGUUCGAUCCACAAACAGCACUACUAGUACCGCCAGCGAUGUCAGCCAUGCGAGCAGCACAAGUGCUGUAAGCAAUGUCAGUUCCUUGGUGUCGCCAAUAUCGGCAUUCAGUCAUUCGUCCUCCUUGGCCAGUGGCGAAUUUGCGAAGCACCUAGCAUCUCCCAAGGACGUUUUAAUGGGGCAGGAUGACCUGUUGUUAGAGCAGCGCCAAUUUGAUCAAAAUGAUGUACCGACCUCGAUAUUUGAUUCGAUCUGCCCGCCGGCAGAACUACUUCACGGCAUGUUCAGCGAACUACCUGCCGAUUUCCCUCCACCGAAGGUGGAUCCAACUAACCUGCCGACGAACCCUCUCCUGUUCGACUUCGAUACAACCAGCUAUCCUGUGGGCGCGACAUGUACCAACGAUUUGCUUCUAGCGCAGGAUACCACAUUUGAGCCAUCACUAGACAUGACUUCGAAUUCCAAAGCUCGUAGCCCUGUGUCUGUUGAGGCAGAUGUCAAGAUGCCCAAAUCAGCCACAGAAGCAUUUGUGAUUUCGACAUGGGACACAUUGCUGGAACAUAUUGCGAGUUCAAAGGCCAAGGUUCAAGACAUCAAUGACAACCCACUGGCCGACAAACUUCGCUCAUUAGCCUCAAGGACUAUCGCAAGAGAUGGUUUCAGUGCUCUCAGAAGCCUCCUUGACGGCUGUCCACCGACGAGUCCAAUCAAGAUUCUCUGUCUUGUUCACGUGGUCUAUGCUCUUUCUCUAGUCGUCUAUGGUGAUGACCGUCUUUCACAGCGCUCUCAAGAGCUAUAUGUUGAAUCUCUUGUCUACGCUCGUAUGGUAGGAGACAUGCAAAUGGAAGCGCUUAUGACGGCCAUCUGGCAGCCAGUCAAAUUCUCCAUUUCUGAGCUCAGCCAAGGCAUUCGCCGGAAAUACAAGUCCUUGCAUAGGAGUCCCAGUCAAAAGGGCAAGGAGUGCCCUAUUGACCUAAAGUGCCAUGUGGCCUACCACCAAGACCCGCUUCUAUGCACUGCGAGGGACUUCUUGGAUGGUGAGCUCGGUCAUUAUGACAUCCCCACUCCUCCUCAAAUGGGGCUUGACUUCCAAGGAACUUCGAGCACAUCAUUCGUGACAGUCGCCCGCACAGUCAUUGUUCAACUAGCCAAAAGUUUUACCGGUCAUGGAGAUCUUCUCCUAGGACUUCAGGAUAUACACAAACGACUCAGCUCUGGUUCCAUCUCAAGCAUUCGUAGACUUGAAAUCGAGCUCCUCUACACUGGAAAGAACAGCUUGCCUCCGAGAAUUUAUUUCGGAAAGUACACAAACACAACAGGACAAGCAUGCGACCGGAUGUAUCGUCAGUUUAUGGGAAGCGGUGCGAACAGGACUCUCUACCACGGUCUUGAUCUUGGUUUCCUCGAGACGACAGUUGCGGGGUUCGACAGAGGUGGACCUGAUAGUAUGAAGACCGUUCUACCCAUAUCGCCGCUCACUGGCGAUACUGAAGGUGACGCCUUGUUCGACGACUUUAUAGACGCCAUGACACCAUCGUUGAUGAGAACGAUGGCGGACGAGAGCAUUGCAGUGCAGCUCAACCCGGAAAUGGCGGUUGCGGAUAGCUCGAAGCUCGAACUUGGGUCACCCUACGACAGCUUUACAGGGGAGACCUCAGACGUGGUAGCCGUACACCCACUUGUUUUUGAGGAAUCUCUUGCAUUGGGCCCGGGGGCAUGUCCAGUACAAUGUGGCGGAUCACUUCUUGGCUCCACGACCCCUUCUUCAUCGACUUCGACGUCUGGAAGCACUACGACGCAGGGCAAAACCGAGGCCAACAACUGUUGCGAGCUGUGUGGAUAUAGGCCUAAGGGGGAUCCACAAUGGUUUAAAGGGAGCAUGGCCAAGCACAUGAAGCUACAACAUUCGGCACAGCCUCCCAAGAUAUAUAAGUGCCCGUAUCCUGGCUGCAACAGCGCAUAUAAGAAUCGACCAGACAACUUGAGACAGCACCAAAUCGAAAAGGGGCACUUUGUCGAUGGUGAAGAGCCAAACCGCAGGCCAAGUAAGAGAAAGAAGUUGUCUGAUUGA